CGACAUUUCUCCAUAGAUAGAGACACAAGGAUGCGUGCUUCUCGUCUGCCGUUGAUUUCAGGCAUCCAAAGGAAUUCUUUCGCGACGUCUUCGCAGAUGUAUACGAAUCUGGCUCUUCCGAUCGCAGGCAGCCUGUGUCCCGGAACAGGCGCACCCUGCGGGCAGAGCAGCGCAUGGGAGAGGAGCGUUUUCCCUCUCCCGCUGUUUGUCUAUCUCUAGUUCUUUCUUCGUUGCCCGGCGGAAAGGGGAAGAAGGCCUAGCACCCUUUGGAGAGGCGCCCACGAACGGGAGAAAAAUCGUUUGCUUCUCGGAUUUGUGAAAAAUUAAGAUGUCUAGUAAAAACAGACACGCCCUUCAUUCGAAUUGUAUUGCGGGUGUGAAGAAUCCGGUAAGACAGGUCACUAAGCUGUGCCUGUGUCUCAUCUUUCAAUAAAGGCGUUUCCUCCACCAAUUCUCGGGCUUUCUCCCUUCUCAGAACGAUAGGUGGCCUGGGUAGAGAGUGCAGCUUCUCACAAACUGUACAACGGUCAAUUAUGUCCAUCUGUGCAUCUACGACUUUGAUACUCGGUGUCUUCCAGACAAUUCCGUUGUUCUGUACACGACGACGCCAGGAAUGACUGCCCACAAUCAUUCAGGACAGCGGCAACGCCUGGACAACUUCCUAGACCGCCAGAGAUCCCCGGCAAACUGCACCUUUUCGAGAGAGACGGGAAAAUUCCGCCUCACCACCUCGCCGUUUUGACAAAAGUGUGCAUGCACAAAACCUGCUGGACCGUGAGCAUUGCACAGAAAACCUGCGACAAACUGCCCGCCUGUUCUCCAGCCUCGUCUAUCGCGUCGCAGUAGGGAAUCGCCUUAUAUUCGGAGACUCAGCCGGGGACCUUCCCGUCCUGCGUGGCGGGCGCAUGCAGGUGCUGACUGUUCGGCAUGCCUUUCGGGGCUCUCUUUCCCGUUUCUUCCCGCUUUUCCCACACCUUCGCGCCACGCAUUUGUGUUUUCUCUUUUCUUUCUCACUCGCCUUCCUCGCGUCUCGUUUGGGGUUGCUUCUGCGCAUUUUCCUCGCCACUUUUCCGCAAGAUGGAGCAGCCGAAGCUCGCAAAGGUCGAGAAGGUGUUGGGAAGAACUGGCAGCCGCGGAGGGGUUCUGCAGGUUCGCGUGACUUUCAUGGCUGACGAAACUGACCUCGCUGGCCGUUCGUUGAUUCGCAACGUUAAGGGCCCCGUCAGAGAAGGCGACAUUCUUGCUCUUUUGGAAACAGAACGUGAGGCUCGUCGCCUCAGAUAAAUUCACUCGAGAAAAGCACGCCGCAUGCGGCUUACCCGCCCCCGCAUUGCGCCUCUCACCCGGUGACUGCAUUAUGCACGGAGAAACCUUACGCACUUCUCGCUCGCGAAGAAAUGGUCACUAUGUAUGUCUCCCUGUGCAGGAAGACUCGGGAUUUUGCGUGGGGUGUGGCGUAAACGACGGAGCGUGCUGCUGGGUCGUGUGUUCAUCAUUCGGACAGAAAAAGCGCCUUCGGGGUGUUGUUUCGAGCUCGACGAAAAAACUGGACGAGACAGGUUGGACGUUCGUCUCUGAGGCAGAGAGAGCACGCGUCGCGACGAGAAAGGAGCCGUGGACGCCGACUGGGGUCGAAAGGCGUCUAUGUCCUUUCGGGGGGUAGAGGUUUCGGGAUCUUUCUCGUGGAGUUUUCAGGUGACAAAGACAAGACUGAACGACAAAACUUAGGCGGAGUGUCUUGAAAGGGACAAGCAAUACUGCAGUUCUCACUCUGCGGUGUUUCGACAGAGCUUGAGGUCUCUUCUGGAUUGCAACGCGCCGUCAAGGCGUUUCGCGGGCUCCGUGAGAGCAGUCGAAGAAGAAAUUUCGAAAGACACGAAUCCGAUUCUUUCGGGAAUGCAUGCGUUUCUCUGUACGAGUCUAGACGUCCCAAGCCUUUCCUACCCUUUUGGGUCUCAUGAACGACUUCAGGGUCCAGCCGCGUCGCUGGAUCCCCGAAGACGCUUAGGAGAUGUGCGUUCUCUGUACCGGUGUCGAAAUCGGAGCACAAACUCUGUGUGCGUCAAACCUGUCUCCGCUGUCUCUGAAAACUGAAACUCUGACAACCUUCCCCUACGUCCGGACCCUCUGGA
Messenger RNA from Toxoplasma gondii ME49, 2132 nucleotides. It is a transcript of the gene RPS28, whose product is annotated as ribosomal protein RPS28. Gene Ontology annotation, molecular function: structural constituent of ribosome. The record is from RefSeq and is a predicted model, not a curated record. The transcript has a single exon. Gene Ontology annotation, biological process: ribosomal small subunit assembly; translation; maturation of SSU-rRNA. The coding region runs from base 928 to 1284 and encodes 118 amino acids. NCBI's taxonomy places the organism in Eukaryota, Apicomplexa, Conoidasida, Eucoccidiorida, Sarcocystidae. Gene Ontology annotation, cellular component: cytosolic small ribosomal subunit; ribosome.